Molecule: messenger RNA, 2158 nt
Organism: Danio aesculapii
Lineage: Eukaryota; Metazoa; Chordata; Actinopteri; Cypriniformes; Danionidae
Gene: pdcd4b
Product: programmed cell death 4b
Exons: 12
Coding region: 121-1533 (470 amino acids)
Biological process (GO): negative regulation of DNA-templated transcription
Cellular component (GO): nucleus; cytosol
Source: RefSeq, a predicted model, not a curated record
AGUUGCUGGGCAGAGAACACAACAUCAACAUCAGCGAAGAGAGUGCAUUUGAACUUGGACUGCGCGAUAAAGCAGGUGCUAAGGCACAUUUCUUAAGCUCCAAAACUAAAUUUCCCAACCAUGGCAACUGAUUGUGAGGCAUGGCUGAAUGCUAACCCUGUUGAGGCCGGAAAUCUUAGUGAUUCCUUCCCCUCUGGGGACGAGGACAGCACCUUCACUGCAAAUGUUAAUACUGAGAUAAAUGGAAACUGGAUAUCGGCCCCCACCGGCACCAUCCAUGAAGCCAGACUCAAGGCCAAGGUAAAGAGACGUCUAAGAAAAAACUCCUCCCGGGACUCAGGCCGGGGCGACUCGUUGAGUGAUAAUGGCGAAACGGUCAGGUCUGUGGUUCCACCCACAAGCCCAAAGGGCAAACUGCUUAACCGGAGGUCGAGGACGGGCAAGGGACGAGGCUUGCCAAAGAAAGGUGGUGCUGGGGGUAAAGGUGUUUGGGGAACGCCUGGAGAAGUUUAUGGCGAAGAUGAAGUCGACUAUAAAGAUCCCAAUUACGAUGCAGAGCAGGAAAAUUGCGUAUACGAGACGGUCGUCCUUCCACUGGAUGAAGAGGCUUUUGAGAAGACGGUCACUCCUAUCGUUCAGGAGUACUUUGAACACGGAGAUGCUAAUGAAGUGGCGGAACUGCUUGCUGAGCUGAAUCUGGGCAGCAUGCGUGGCGACGUGCCCAUGCUAGCUGUGUCGCUAGCGCUGGAGGCUAAAGCGAGCCACAGAGAACUGACGUCUCGUCUGCUGGGUGAGCUCUGCGGUCGAGUGCUCACCGCCGGCGACGUCCAGGCCUCCUUCCACAAACUGCUGAAAGAACUGCCCGACCUGGUGCUGGACACGCCUGGAGCUCCACAGAUGCUCGGUCAGUUCAUCGCUCGAGCCGUAGCAGACAGCAUCCUCCCGAAAAGCUUCCUCGACGGCUACAAGGGACGAGUGGACUGUGAAUAUGCCAGAGCUGCUCUGGAUCGAGCCGCUGUGCUGCUGAGAAUGAGCCGAUGGACCGGCCUUCGCAUCGACAGCCUCUGGGGCUCGGGAGGAGGACAGAGACCUGUCACUCAACUCAUCAAAGAGGUUAAUCUCCUGUUGAAAGAGUACCUGCUGUCAGGAGACACAGUGGAGGCUGAGCGCUGCCUGAGAGAACUGGAAGUGCCACAUUUCCACCAUGAGUUUGUUUAUGAGGCAGUGAUCAUGGUGCUGGAGUCUACAGGCGAGCGGACGCUUCAGAUGCUCCUGCAGUUGUUAAAGUGUCUCUGCUCCUCAACCAUCAUCACUGUGGAUCAGCUGAGACGGGGCUUUGAACGGGUGUAUCUGGACAUGCCGGACAUCAGUAUCGACGUGCCGUGUGCCUAUUCGAUCCUGGAGCAGUUUGUGGAGCAGAGCUUUAAUGCUGGAGUCAUCGAUAGGAAACUGCGAGACCUCUGUCCUAGUCGGGGCCGUAAGCGGUUGAUCAGUGAAGGCGACGGCGGGCACCUCAAACUUCAGAACUACUGAUUUCACCAGUCCAACAAGCCCUUUCAGUGGCAGCUGCUCCAGCUUUAACACUCAUCGGAGCUUCGUAUUUCUUUCAAACUUGCUUGUAUUUAUCCUGAACAAACUUUCCUCCUGUCAAACAACACAAUGGGACCCAAAAGCCUGGCACUUUGAAAUAUCUGAAGGAGAAAUCAAUCCCCUCCCCCCGAUCCUCCUUCUGAUGUGAAUCGUAUAAGCUAAUACUCCUAAAAGUGCCACAUUUCUGACUUAGUCAUUCCAUGUUUGUAUUGCUAAGUUCACCGGCGCUCUUCUGUUCUCCAGUUAGCAGUGUUUCUAGAGGAUUUCUGUAUAUAGCUUUAUUAAUGAGGGAUUUAAGUUCUUUUUUUUCCCCCCUCCUCCUCCUCGGCUGCUUUUUGUAAAUUGUGCUUGAGUUUAUUUUGACUUUUCGAAGAUGUCGUUUCUGAUGGUCAGUGACAAAAGGACAGACCUGAGCAGAUGUACAGCAGCGGGAUUAUUUCACGGAAGGAUCCAGAACACUUAUUUUUAUAUCUCGGUAGACUGGUGGAUGUGAGAUGUGCCGGACUUGCCUGCUAUCUUUGUUUAAAAUGGUUGACGGAUAAAUAAUAAUAAAAAAGAUUUGUCGUCA